Messenger RNA from Pyricularia pennisetigena, 2268 nucleotides. RefSeq lists its product as uncharacterized. The transcript has a single exon. The record is from RefSeq and is a predicted model, not a curated record. NCBI's taxonomy places the organism in Eukaryota, Fungi, Ascomycota, Sordariomycetes, Magnaporthales, Pyriculariaceae. The coding region runs from base 1 to 2268 and encodes 755 amino acids.
AUGGAUGAUUCAUUCUCGGAUUCGUGGACGAGCCGGACCGUGGACGAAAAAGAUGUAGAACUCGACAUACGUCCCCUGGCCAGCAAAGAUGGCCUGCUCAUCAAAAUCCAGCCUCAACUGGAGCCAACGACAAAGGACCGUACACCAGUCGAUAUCGUACUCGUCAUUGACGUGUCUAAUCGCAUGCAGACCGAGGCGCCAGCACCAGCAGAUGAGAACCAGGUCGCGGAGCGGUUCGGAUUUACGGUGCUGGACCUUGUGAAACACGCCUGCGUGACCAUUGUCGAGACUCUGAGGGAGAGUGACCGGCUCGGCAUUGUGAUUUUUGCAGGGACGGCUCAAGUCCUGCAGCCGCUCACCGUCCAGGACACCAGCGACACGGGGCCAAGCGCUAAGAGGCUGAGUGUGACUUUUCUCAGAGGCCUGCGGAUUCUCAGCAACAUGUCGGGCAGUACAAACAUGUGGGAUGGCGUCUGCAAGGGGCUGGAGCUGUUCCAGACGGGCCAGGACGGCACCUAUCGUGUUCCCGCGCUGAUGCUGGUGACGAACUGCAAGCCCGACUACGUGGAGCAGCAAGGUUGGGUGCCAAAGCUCAAGUCCAUGAGACCCCUGCCGGCGCCGAUCCAUACCUUUGGCUUUGGCUACGACGUCAGAUCCGACCUGCUCAAGUCCAUCUCGGAGCUUUCGGGAGGACACUACGCCUUCAUGCCAGAUCCGAGCAUGAUUGGCACCGUUCUCAUCCAUGCCAUGGCCAACAUCCAGAGCACUGCCGCUACCGAGGCUUGCCUCACCAUCAAGGGCGACCACCUCAAGCUGGCGAGCCCCUUUCUGUCCACGGCUCUUUUGCGCGAGACUCCUUCUUCGACCCCAGAUCCGAACAAGAGCACCAUCUACAGCAUCAACAUCUCCCUGGGCAGCAUUCAGUUCGGCCAGUCUAGGGAUAUAUACCUGGCAUACGAGCGUCACCCGCCCGAGGACUGCAUCAUCGAGGCCAAGCUCACCUUUUGCGACCUGUCUGGCACCCAUCGACAGGUAGACACCAAACGCAGGGCCGGCAGCCUUGUCAACCUCCCUCCCGCCGAGGUGGCGUACCACGUAUCCCGCGCCCAGAUCUGCCAGUUCAUCUCGUCGCUGUUUCCGAUCGACACUUUCACAGGCCAGAUCCGUCACCAGCUCGAUCUGGCCCGCUCCACACUCCCGCUGCUCAAGAGGGACAUGGCCGCGCGGCUCUUCGCAGACGACGCCGACUGCGCCUCGCUCGUGGCGGACCUGGAGGGUGCACCGCCGCGCGGACAGAUCUCGCUGGCGCUCGGCAGUCCCGGCAACCAGAUGCGCUGGGGAGGGCACUACCUCCUCGGCCUGCUGGACGCGCACGCCAGCCAGGUCUGCAGCUCGCACAAGGACCAGGGUCCGCUGCGGUACGGCCGCGACAGCCCGGUCUUCAGGCGCUGCCGCGACGCGCUCGACGCAGCCUUUGACUACGUCGACGCGACGGAGCCCAGCAUCGACGUCGACGCCGUUCUCCCGCCCGUCGCUCCGCCCUUCGCGCCGCAGCGGGCAUACAGGGACUCGACGGCCGGGUCGUUCGGGUCCGUGCCGGAGAUAGCCCGCGCAAGGAGCUGGUGCGAUAACGUCGACCACUACAUGACCCUCGGCUCGCGCUUCAACCAGAGCUCGAUCCCGUGCUUUGCCGGCCUGACCAUGGUCAGGUUGGCCGGCGGCAGCGGCGGGGUCGUGCCCAUCUCGUGGCUGCGGGCUGGUAUCAGUGUCGCCACCCCCGUGGGCCCGCGCGCCGUCCAGCGCGUCCUCAGAACGCGCGUCCGCGACGAGGUCAUGGUGCGUCUGCCGGGCGGCGUGGUCGUCACGCCCUGGCACCCGGUCAAGAUGGGUGGCGACGGCGCCGAGUGGACGUUCCCAGCAACCACCGCAGCCAGCACCGCCAUCACCUACAGCGGCUUCACGUACUCGCUCCUGCUCCUCGAGGCCGACUCCUCAUCCCAAGACGGCAAAAAGGACCGCGUUGCCGCAGCCGAGCAGCACGCCUUUUGCGUCGGCUCGGGCGGCACGUGGGCCGCGGCGCUGGGCCACCGCAUCGUCCAGGGCGGCGACGCGCGAGCGCACGAGUUCUUUGGCGACCGGGACGCGUGCAUCGAUGCCCUGGCGAUACUGCCUGCGCUCGAGGGCGGCCUGGCAACCUCGGCGGGUGUGUUGCGGUCCGCGACGACGGGCAGGGUCGUUGGCUUCCAAGUGCCGGGUGACGGCGUUUGA